GACUGGCACAAAGCAGCAUUAGAGCAACUGAGCCUGAAAAUUUCCUCUUAUUCUACACCCCGCGUCCGCGCCCGCUGCUUAAACUGCUUCUUCCCUUUCGUCCGCAUCGUCGGCAGCAGCAGCAGCAGCAGCAGCCUCGCAUGAUAAUUCACUGCUCUGGCCCAGGACUGGCAACGAAAUGGCUUUCCUAUGUGCAACGGGUCUGACCUUCUUCCUCACCUACUCCAUAUUCUCGGCGGUGCUUGGUAUGCUGCAAUUUGGCUACAAUACUGGAGUCAUCAAUGCGCCCGAAAAGAAUAUUGAGAAUUUUAUGAAAGAUGUGUACAAGGAUCGCUAUGGCGAGGACAUUAGCGAGGAGUUUAUACAACAGCUGUACUCAGUUGCCGUCUCCAUAUUUGCCAUUGGCGGCAUGCUGGGUGGUUUCAGUGGUGGCUGGAUGGCCAAUCGCUUUGGCAGAAAAGGCGGUCUAUUGUUAAACAAUGUGCUUGGUAUAUCGGGCGCCUGCUUGAUGGGUUUUACCAAAGUUAGUCAUUCCUAUGAAAUGUUAUUCCUUGGCCGAUUUAUAAUUGGUGUUAAUUGCGGUCUCAAUACAUCAUUGGUGCCAAUGUAUAUCUCUGAAAUAGCACCACUGAAUCUACGCGGUGGUUUAGGUACUGUUAAUCAAUUGGCUGUGACUGUAGGUUUACUAUUAUCCCAGGUGCUGGGCAUUGAACAAAUCUUAGGCACUAAUGAGGGCUGGCCCAUACUACUGGGCCUGGCCAUAUGUCCAGCAAUAUUGCAAUUAAUAUUACUGCCUGUUUGUCCCGAAUCGCCUAGAUAUUUGCUCAUAACCAAACAAUGGGAGGAGGAGGCGCGUAAAGCAUUGCGACGUCUGCGCGCCUCCGGCUCCGUAGAUGAAGACAUUGAGGAAAUGCGCGCUGAGGAACGCGCCCAACAGUCCGAGAGCCAUAUAUCGACCAUGGAGCUCAUUUGCUCGCCUACGUUGCGUCCACCAUUGAUCAUUGGUAUCGUGAUGCAGCUGAGUCAACAGUUUAGCGGCAUCAAUGCCGUCUUCUACUACUCCACAUCGCUCUUCAUGAGCUCUGGUCUGACCGAGGAAAGCGCCAAGUUUGCCACGAUAGGCAUUGGCGCCAUUAUGGUUGUUAUGUCUUUGGUGUCCAUACCGCUAAUGGACCGUACCGGCCGUCGUACAUUGCAUUUGUAUGGCCUGGGUGGCAUGUUCAUCUUCUCCAUAUUUAUAACGAUUUCCUUUUUGAUUAAGGAAAUGAUCGACUGGAUGUCAUAUCUAUCUGUGGUCGCAACGCUUGGCUUUGUCGUAUUCUUUGCCGUGGGACCCGGCUCCAUACCAUGGAUGAUAACAGCGGAAUUGUUCUCCCAAGGCCCACGGCCCAGUGCCAUGGCCAUUGCAGUGCUGGUCAAUUGGAUGGCCAAUUUUGUGGUCGGGAUUGGUUUCCCCAGCAUGAAGACCGCACUCGAGAACUAUACGUUUUUGCCAUUUAGCGUGUUCUUAGCGAUAUUCUGGAUAUUCACCUACAAAAAGGUUCCUGAGACCAAAAACAAAACCUUUGAGGAAAUCUUGGCACUCUUCCGUCACAAUAACGGCAGUGGGGACAGUGUCAACGACAAUGGCAACAGUAGCUCCACAGCGGACAUUGAGAUAUCGCAACGUGACUCCAAUGCGACGCGAACCAAAGUGCAGUAAUGUAGGGCAGCUGCCGGUCGAGUAGUUUGCCUCCCUGUUGCAGUGUCGUUGCAAAUUUAAUUGCCAUUUCAAUGUGUGCACAAGGAAACAGUCGCAAUCUCAACAAUCGGAAAUCACUUUUUUUUGCCAAUUUCAACAUCGAGUUUCGAUGUGAAAUUGAACGAAAAAGUUUGUUUUCGACAGCACUUGCGAUUUACUAUUGUUUAUUUUUAAUUUAUUUUAUGUAUUUAUCAUUAAGUUACUUUUCAUAUUGUUUUUCUUAUAUUCAUUGUUGAACUUAAUAAAUUUUGUUCGAUUAUAUUUA
Messenger RNA from Drosophila montana, 2006 nucleotides. RefSeq names its product glucose transporter type 1-like. Gene Ontology annotation, biological process: monosaccharide transmembrane transport. Lineage: Eukaryota; Metazoa; Arthropoda; Insecta; Diptera; Drosophilidae. The record is from RefSeq and is a predicted model, not a curated record. The transcript has a single exon. Gene Ontology annotation, molecular function: hexose transmembrane transporter activity. Gene Ontology annotation, cellular component: membrane. Bases 179 to 1702 code for a protein of 507 amino acids.